Messenger RNA from Capsella rubella, 582 nucleotides. Its product is annotated as NDR1/HIN1-like protein 1. Lineage: Eukaryota; Viridiplantae; Streptophyta; Magnoliopsida; Brassicales; Brassicaceae. The transcript is spliced from 3 exons. Gene Ontology annotation, biological process: defense response to other organism. The record is from RefSeq and is a predicted model, not a curated record. Bases 1 to 582 code for a protein of 193 amino acids.
AUGAAUGCGAUGUAUGAUCCAUACACAUACAAAAGAAGAAGAUGUAUAAUCUCCUUCGUCCCCGUUUUAGUUUUUCUCAUAAUCUGUCUCUUUGUACCUAUCAUCAGCUAUGUAGUUAUCCAACCUCGAGUUCCACGGUUCGUGCUCGAAGAUCUCUACGUUGAUUCCCACUCCAAAAACUCUAGUGUAAUUGUGAAACUGUCAUCGACCAACCCAAGCCACAAUACCAGUGUUAACUACAUUAAUAUGAAUCUACACAUACGAGUCCUAGGAGGGUUUGAGACAGAGAGAGUUUUCUUGGGAGGCACGUUUCAGCAGAAGCCACGCAGCACUAAGACUUGGGAAGCUGUUGUAGCGAAAAAUAACGACACCGGAAACCCUACCGGGGCUUUUCUUGUGAGACACGGUGAGGCCAACGGUGAUGUUAUCGCGGAUAUGAAGAUACAAUGGAAGAGAGGGAUCUUCUCGCCAUUAAAGUUUGGUCUGCAAGUAACAUGUCCGGUUUUGCUCAAUUUGAAAGAUUUAAGCUAUGCAGAUACCAUACGAACGAUGUCUACUUGCUCUCAUCACUUUCAGUUUUGA